AUGGUAAGACAAAUGAAAAUGUAUAAAAGAAGUGUUUGGUACACCUUAUUUUGUGGGGGUAUUAACAUACUUAUUGUUCUAAUAUUGAAUAUUAUAUUAUCGAGUAUCUGUAUGAUUUAUAAUGAUAUAACACUAGACUCAAAGUAUAUGAGCAUUAGGUACAUAAGAAUUCUUAGCACCCCAGAUAUGAUAAAUAAUAUGGUAAAUGUAAAAAUAAAAGAAGAAAAUAUAAAUGAGGAAAAUGAAAAUGAGAUUAAGUCAAUUAUGAGUAAUAAAUAUUUUGAUAAUGAAAAUUUAUAUAUUAAAUUAAGAAACAAUAUAAAAAAGAAUAUGGAACAAAAUAAUUAUGAAUCUAUACCAUAUAGUAAUGAAUAUUCAACUACAUUUUACAACGAAAAGGAUAACAUUAUAAAUAAUGAUAUUGAGUCAUUAGACGCAAGGGAUAAUUUGAUUAGAUUAAAAAUGUAUAAUAUAUGGUUAGAAUUAAUGCAGAAUGAACAAAUGAAAUAUUAUAGUAUAAGACAUAAUAUAGAUGAAUUUUAUAAAAAUUUAAACCAGAAAUAUAAUAUAAAAAAUGAAUCAAAUGAUAAAUCCUUGAAAGAAUGUAAUGAAAUUGUUUGUUUAAGUGCUCAUUAUCUUCAACGUCAUUUAAAUGAUAUGUUUAAUAAAUGGUUUAAGAACGGUUUUAUGAGUAUUGCAGAAUUUAAUAAUAUAAUUAACGCUACUAGAAUUGGAUGGUCAGUAUUAACAACAAAUGUGCAAAAAAGGUAUAAAGAUAUUUUGACAGAUAAUUUAAUUGAAAAAAUUAAUAAAACUAAUUUUGAUGGAAAUGAUAUCUUUAAUUCUUAUUUAGGUUAUAAUAUUAUCAAAGAUAAUCCACAGCAAUAUGAUGAAAAUAUGAAUAAUAUGUCAUGUGUAGGAACAUGGCAAAGAAACAAAGAAAAUAAUAUGGACUUGCAUUAUAAUAUUCAAUUAAAUGAAAAGGAUAAAGAAUUAAUAUGUGACAACAUUAUUAAAAAUAAUUCAUCCAUAAAAAAUUAUGUUGAAUGUUUAAAAAUAGCGGAAUAUAUAGAUGUUGAUACGUCCGAUGUUUUGGUAAAAGAAAACAAUAAUAUAAUGAAAAGAAAUAUAAGAAAAAAUAAUAAUAUUUAUAAAAUUAAUAAUGAAGAAAAAAAUAAUAAUCAAAAUGUAAAUUAUAAUGAUGAUGUAGAAGAAAAUGAAACAAAGGAAAAUGAAUUUAAUAAUAACGAUGAUGAAAAUCAAACUGAUGACAUUGAAAUAAGUUUAGACGAUAUAUUUGAUAAAUCAACAAAUAUUAUAAGAGAAGCUGAGGAUAUUAUUAAUGGGGGAGUAAAUGGUACUUUUAUUGAUUCAUGCAUUCUUAUAGACAAACCUGAAGAUUAUGAUAAACAAAUAAAAAGUAUAAAUAAUAAUAAUAUAAAUGAAUAUUUAGAUACUUCUAAUCAAAAUUAUUGUAAUCAUUCAUAUUUAAGAAGAAAAUGGAAUUCUCUUGUUCUCUUCUCAGAUAAGGAUAAAUCUAUAAAUAGUAUUAUUUGUUCUAUGUGGAAAUAUGUAUGUAAUAAAAAUAAUCUUUUAUAUUGGAGAAAAUUUAAUACAUACUGA
This is a messenger RNA of Plasmodium adleri (nom. inval.), 1623 nucleotides long. Its product is annotated as Plasmodium exported protein (PHISTb), unknown function. The coding region runs from base 1 to 1623 and encodes 540 amino acids. NCBI's taxonomy places the organism in Eukaryota, Apicomplexa, Aconoidasida, Haemosporida, Plasmodiidae. The transcript is spliced from 2 exons. The record is from RefSeq and is a predicted model, not a curated record.